Molecule: messenger RNA, 1455 nt
Organism: Beta vulgaris subsp. vulgaris (sugar beet)
Lineage: Eukaryota; Viridiplantae; Streptophyta; Magnoliopsida; Caryophyllales; Amaranthaceae
Exons: 1
Coding region: 1-1455 (484 amino acids)
Source: RefSeq, a predicted model, not a curated record
AUGUUGGGUGCUGCUGUUGAUUUAAGAACCAUUAUGUUUCGGACUAAAGCUGAGUGGCAGUUCUGUAAGGGGGAUGUAGAGUAUCUGGACAUGGGUAAUAACUGGAUCAUGAUCAAAUUCGCAAAUCCUGGUGAUUUGUAUCUUGUAUGGGCCGAAAGGCCAUGGCAUGUUCAAGGUGAGCUUUUUGUUAUUUAUCCUUGGAAACCCCACUUUGACCCCUAUGUUGAAGAUAUUAAGUAUGUGGAUUUAUGGGUUAGAAUUCCCCGUUUCCCUGCUGAAUUGUUGAACUUUGAUUCAAUUGCUAAUCUUAUGGCUGCUAAUAACAUUGGGUCACUGAUUAAGCUAGACUCUAGGUCUAUUCUUAAACAUAAAAUUCGUUUUGCUCGUGCAUGUAUUAGAGUGGAUAUAACUGAACCAUUGUUAGAGUAUGCUGAAGUAACUAGAGCGGGUGGUGUCAAGUGUGGUUAUGUUAUUUGGUACGAGAAUUUUUCUGUUGGGUGUUCCUUUUGUGGAUGUGAAGAUCAUUCUAUUGAUGACUGUUUAAUUCUAUCCCCUCCCCAAAAAGAAGUUAAAGUGAUGUUGAUGAAACAUCCUAAGAAACAAUGGCUUGCUGAGUUCCUUCAAAGUGCUACUAGGCUAGCAAAGCCCCUUACCACUGCUGAGCAAGCUUUAGUGGUAGAGGCUAGGCCUAGACACAUUGUGAGACCUCUUUCCAAUGCUAAAAUCCCUGCUAAACAGCCUGUUGCAAAGAAAAAAUUUUCUGGAAAAACAUUCACUGGUAAGAAAAAUGUUGGUGGUGCUGGUGGGUUGUUCAUCAAAGAAUCUGUGGGUAUUUCUCACCCUAAAGUUGCAGCUCUUUCUCUGGCUAGUCCUUCAGGUAAAGGUAAGGGGGUGAUGUUAGCUCACCCUAUUAUUGAAGUGGAAUCCUCUGAUGAUGAUUGUGAGAAUGUGGUAUCUUCUGUUAUCCCUCCCUCUUUAGCUUGUGAUAAUAAUGCUGUAGCUCAGCAGGUUUAUCCAGUAAAGAUGCAAUCCAUUGAUGCUAUGCCCCUCCUUCCUCCCUCUGUCAAUGAGGAUGAUUUGGAGUCCCCAGUUCCUUUGAGGGUAAUUUAUCCUUCUGAACUUUUAGAAUGUGGCUUUCUAUCUGAUGGGGAUGAUUUUUUAGAAAAUGAAAAUGGUUUGUUUGCUGAGGAUGGUGUUCAAUCUGGUAUUGUUGAUGACACUUUUAUUCUGGAAGAUAAUGUUCAUGAUGAUAUGAUGGGGGAUUAUGUCUCUCAACAGGAAUGCUCUUUUCACUCUCUCCAUUCUGAGACCUCAAUCAUUAAACAGAUUGAGGGGAUGGGAGUUGAAGGGGCUAGCACAAAGGACAACAUCUCUGCUUCAAGCUCGUCUAAAAGAAGGAAGUUGGAUUCUGAUGAAGAAUCAUCCACUUCAAAUCUGAAGAGGGGUAGGACUUAG